AUGGCCUCUACGACGGAGACAGAAGCGGAGGCAUUACAGAAGAAACUUCGCUCUGCUCUUUGGUUCCAAAUAGGCAAGAUAGUCGACGAAGAAAGCAUCAACCUUGGCGUCAAUGCAACGCCGCAGUUCAUUGGAAGUCUGAUGGAAUUGGUCUGGGCCCAGAUUGGAAAUGCCGCCAUUGAUCUCGAGUCCUUUGCCAAACAUGCAGGAAGAAGCACGAUCAAGACAGACGAUGUUAUGCUCUUGACCCGGAGGAACGAAGGGUUGGAGACAUUACUUCGAAAAGAGCUAAGAAAGCUGGAACAAGAGAAAAACGAGAAAGACAAGCCCAAAUAA
Exophiala xenobiotica is the source of this 336-nucleotide messenger RNA. RefSeq lists its product as uncharacterized. Gene Ontology annotation, cellular component: FANCM-MHF complex; Fanconi anaemia nuclear complex. Bases 1 to 336 code for a protein of 111 amino acids. The transcript has 3 exons. NCBI's taxonomy places the organism in Eukaryota, Fungi, Ascomycota, Eurotiomycetes, Chaetothyriales, Herpotrichiellaceae. The record is from RefSeq and is a predicted model, not a curated record. Gene Ontology annotation, biological process: replication fork processing; resolution of meiotic recombination intermediates. Gene Ontology annotation, molecular function: protein heterodimerization activity; chromatin binding.